UGUGUCUCUUACAAAUGCAGUGUCUGGGCCUCCUUGGUGGAGCAAGAGGUUGAGUCUCAGAGCCAUGAAGCUCUCACCAGCCACUGCGGCCUGAGUUCUAGCCCCGCCAGGGAGCUACCCACACGGCGCAGCAGACCUCUCCUCUCUCCCCGCUGCCCCCUCAACAGUCUAUUUCAAGGCAACAUCUGGGUCCUCAGGACUCGGGCACCAGGUGGCCCCAAGGAGGAGCUGCUGACCUGGGGGGAACCCGCCUGCAGAGACUGGGGUGGAGGACACAGGCCCUUCCUCUGCCAGGGACUCCAGGUCAUCCAGAGCAGCAUGUCAGAGGAGGCGGGCACGUUCCACAUGGUCUCUGAAGAGGAACAGGCGCUCCGAACCCAGCUGGACCGGCUUACCACCAAGGACCACGGGCCUGUCUUUGGCCCAUGCAGCCAGCUGCCCCCCCACACCUUGCAGAAGGCCAAGGACGAGCUGAAUGAACGGGAGGAGAGCCGGGAGGAGGCUGUGCGAGAGCUGCGGGAGCUGGUGCGGGAGCAGGCGGCCUCAGGGCAGGCGCUGGCCCUGGCGGUGGCCGAGAGGGCGCAGGGAUGGGACAGCGCCUUCUUUCUGCGCUUCAUCCGUGCGCGCAAGUUCCACGUGGGGCGCGCCUACGACUUGCUGCAGGGCUAUGUGAGCUUCCGGCUGCAGUACCCCGAGCUCUUUGACAGCCUGUCCCUGGAGGCCGUCCGCCGCACUGUGGAGGCCGGCUUCCCCGGGGUCCUCUCCAGCCGGGACAGGUACGGCCGGGUGGUCUUGCUCUUCAACAUCGAGGACUGGGACUGCGAGGAGGUCACCUUCGACGAGAUCCUGCAGGCCUAUUGCUUUAUCCUGGAGAAGCUACUGGAGAACGAGGAGACGCAGAUCAACGGCUUCUGCAUCGUUGAGAACUUCAAGGGCUUCACUGUGCAGCAGGCUGCUGGGUUGCGGCCUUCCGACCUCAGGAAGAUGGUGAACAUGCUCCAGGACUCCUUCCCAGCCCGGUUCAAAGCCGUCCACUUCAUCCACCAGCCGUGGUACUUCACCACCACCUUCAGCGUGGUCAGGCCCUUCCUCAAGGGCAAGCUGCUCCAGCGGGUCUUCGUCCACGGCGACGACCUCUCCGGCUUCUUCCAGGAUAUUGACAAGGACAUCCUGCCCGCCGACUUCGGGGGCACACUGCCCAAGUACGACGGCAAGCUUGUCGCCGAGCGGCUCUUCGGCCCUCGGGCCCAGGAGGACACAGCCUUCUGAGCGCGGCCGCUGGCAGCCUCUGCAGCAGUCAGCGCCGGCCGUCCUGACCCCAGGGCUGGGGAAAGUGCUCCCUGGAGGGCUUGGGUCCCAGGAAGCCGGGGCGAACUAGAAGCCAAGUUAGGGGACGUUACAAUAGCGGGAGUUCCCCGGAACCAGCGGAGCUGGGAGCAGCAACAUCCUAUCACCUCUGCAGCUUGAGGGCAGUGCCUUGUGUGGGCUGAAUUUCGAAGAGUCUGGCGGCAUCUCUGGUGGUUCCUUUGUAGCGGAGUUUUGCUCUCAGGGUCUGUGGACACGGGCAGGAGAGCUGGUUUAACCCCCCUCCCCUCCCCAACAACCAAUAAAAAGAUUAUGA
Molecule: messenger RNA, 1621 nt
Organism: Talpa occidentalis (Iberian mole)
Lineage: Eukaryota; Metazoa; Chordata; Mammalia; Eulipotyphla; Talpidae
Gene: RLBP1
Product: retinaldehyde binding protein 1
Exons: 9
Coding region: 319-1269 (316 amino acids)
Cellular component (GO): membrane
Molecular function (GO): phosphatidylinositol bisphosphate binding
Source: RefSeq, a predicted model, not a curated record